Molecule: messenger RNA, 1129 nt
Organism: Aspergillus heteromorphus CBS 117.55
Lineage: Eukaryota; Fungi; Ascomycota; Eurotiomycetes; Eurotiales; Aspergillaceae
Exons: 2
Coding region: 249-1058 (269 amino acids)
Source: RefSeq, a predicted model, not a curated record
GUUCGGAGCUCCACCUGCCAUGCGGAUCCUCGUGAGCUUGCCCGCACCGGCCUGGGUCUGUUUCUUUGUCGGGUAACCCCCGACGUCUGUCUCGGGCUGCCCGAUAUGGAACAGAGAAGUAUAAGAGGGUGCGUAGUCUGCAUCUACAGUCUGCAUCUGUCUCUAUCAUCUGUCCAUCAAGCCGUAUACAAACGUCGUCCUUUUCUGCCUUUUCUGCAUCCUCCUCUCCCAUCACAUGUCCCAUCGCAAUGGCUCUCAACAUGAACCUCGUCGCGCCUGGAAGAGAAGACUCGUGGCCCACCUCUCCUCCCUACGUGGACUUCCACGAUCCCUUUACCACCGCGUCGCUCGCCUACCACCCAGCCAAAUCUCUGUGUCUGGACACUGAACCCAGCCCCGGUAGACCUGAACCAGCGGCCCCGGUUCCUGUUCCCAUGACCCCUUCGUCUCCGGAGUCGUGGCAGCAGCACCAAACCCAGCUGCAACUUCAAUCCCAACCCCAACCUCACCCAGAAGAGCACCACCUCGACACCUCGUCGUCCUCCUCUGCAUCCUCCCCGGACAUCAUCCAAACCUGGUACCCGCAAUACCUAGCCUGCACGCAGUACUUCCUCACGCACAGCCAACACACUCCCGCGGUGCAAUCCCUGGCCGCAUUCCUCAACAUCCGCCUCCCUUGUCAACGCGCAUCAUCAUCAUCAUCAUCAUCCUCAGCAUCCUCAGAACCAUUCCCAACCAUCUCCCUACAACCGUACAUCCGCCGCCUCAUCGUCACGGCGAACGACAGCCCCGCCGUGCUGGACGCGUUCUUCGGCACGGGCUGGCCAGCCGGCGUGGGGAGGAUGGUGCAGGAGGAGCGGCAGAACUACCUGUUUACGGCCAAGAGCGGCGGCUGGGCGGCCACCAAGGCGGCGUACGAUAUUCUGCCCGACGAGCAGGCGCCGUUCCUGCGCCCGCUCAGGAACCCCGACGAGGACGAGCUGCGGCGCGCCGAGGCCAGGUGGAGCGAGUGGUUGGCUAUGGAGGAUUGGAUGGUGGGGGCUAGGAGUCCGUGGUAGACAGGCAGACACACUAUAAUCUACCUAUACUAUACUAUAGACGUGGGGGUAGGAAGGGGGUAAGGUGACGA